Physcomitrium patens is the source of this 3641-nucleotide messenger RNA. RefSeq lists its product as uncharacterized. The record is from RefSeq and is a predicted model, not a curated record. Lineage: Eukaryota; Viridiplantae; Streptophyta; Bryopsida; Funariales; Funariaceae.
CCCCCCCCACUGCUAAAAUUGGCUCGGCGGCAUCUUUCGAGAGAGCGAGGAAGCCAUUCCCCGUGCGUGUUACGCGUCGUCAGAAGUGUGCGCGGGCGCUCACGCUUCAACAACGACACUAGAGUCCGUCCUCAUUCCACCCCAGCGGCGCAGAGAUGAGUGUGGUAUUCGAAAAGCUCCGCAAUAGCGCCGCGUCGCGUCGCGAGGCCGUGUGCUGUGGAGUGGGUUCACCUCCACAGCGAACUUAGAGACGCUAGGUAGUUUAUGUUUGGAGACUUGAUGUCACGUCCUUCGCGAGUGUGGUGCAGUCGCAACUUAGAAUCUCAGGCUUUCGAAGUAUACGUAGUCCGAAGUCUGUGCAGGCGUGAUGAAUCGCUGCAGGGGUUCAGCUCCGUUGUGGUGUAGGAGGACCUGGUUCGAGAACCGGUGGUGUCUACGAAAGGCUACACAAAUGAAAAACGUGCGUGGUUGGGGUGUUCAUGUUCUGCAACGUAGUGUUAUUUUCCGGAAUUCGACACUCCAUGGUUCUAGUAUUAUGUAACUUUAAUCCCACUCGCUGGGUCACAGUCUUUGAGUCGAUCCAGUGGCGCAUAUCGCGGAGCUGCUGGAGGAUAUUGGCAUUUUUGGACAUGUUAGCGUGCGAAUAUGGUUGGUUGGUUGGUUUCUCCAGAUAUGGACGUAGUUGACACUGUCCUCAUCAUUGUUCCGCUCUUCUGAAUUGUGUAGCAGAAUUCGAGCGGCACUUCCGAAGUCACGGAGCCACUACUGGAAGCUGUGAGUACGCUCUGAUGUGUACUUCCGUAGAUUUCUUCUAAAUCUUUACAUAAUCGUGUCAUUGAUACUUUCCUCUUAGAGUGCUUGCGUUAGCAAAUGCAUCCCAGGACGGGGUUUCAUGCCAUUUGCCUCCCUAUCGCUCAGCCUCAUGCACACUCUACAUAGCCAAGCGUCUUAAAGGGGGGCAAUUAUCUGUAUUUCUGUCAAUCCUUCGAAUUAUCUUACAGGGAAUUGUGAAGUACGGCUUAGGCAUCCAGGUCCAAUUACUGUGAUAUCUUCUGUAUUUUUUUUUAUGACUCGAGCUUCGUGAAACCAACUAGAACCUAUCACAACGUUGAGCAGCUGAGGUUCCAACCGUACGUAUGCCCAUUCCUUCUCACUCAUCUUUUGUGAAACUUUUGCUUGCUAGGAAUAUAUCUCCUCCCACUGGUGACAGUAGCUAUAUUAGUAGUCUAGUUCCUAAUUCCGCAUGCGCGCGAUCAUGUGGAAGUGCCGUCAUAGAAAGUGUGACAGUUCAAGAGUUGGAAAGCGAAAACAAAUCUGUCGACAUGCACAAGCAUACUAGCCAUGUAAGCAAUUGGUUAAUCCUCUUGCAAGUGAAGGUGAUUGAAGAGAGAAAUGCCUUUUCCUGGCUCCAUCGUUAGAAAAUCGAAAUGAAGCAGCACGCGACGCACCCAGUCACCGUGAACUCUAUUACAAAGUGUUGUAAUGGAAGAUUGGUACCUUAACCAAUUGAAUUCAAUUAUUAGGCCCGACGAAGGGAUGGCGAGCUUUUUCUCCCCAGUGAAGCGUCCUUCAUCAGUGUCAAAUUUGAGAGAUCCUGCUUAGAAUGCGACUUGGCUGGAGGCCGAACUUACUUGACGCAGUUUCAAGCAGGCGAGAAUCUCUUUGUUGUAUGUGAACUGCAAUCACUUUUAGCCGAGUGGUUUAGAGAUGCGACUUGCGUAGGAAAUGGUUUACUUGCAUUUCGUGGACAAGAUACGAAGGUCAUGUGUGCCCAGUGCUCUGGAGAGAAAUUAGCGAGUGGUAAUUCUUGAAGAGACCUGUCAGGUGUAAGGAGUAACUAUUCAGAUAGAAUUCUUCUAGUGAUCAGGACGAUAAAUGUCGUGAUUGUCAGUGGAAGGAGGAAAGAACCCGAAGGAAAUGUCGGUUAUUCGGAGUUUAUUAGGCUUGUCGGGCGACUGAGAUCGUGACCAGGCUCCUACAUCACAGAUACGGGUAGAGGUCGUUUGAGCUACUGCCUACAUUGCUACAUCAGCUUGAUAGCCAGAGCCAUGGAGUCGGACUGUGUUACCGAUUACAAUUGUCCAGCUUCCUGCACGAGUCGUUUUCCAGAUCUGCAGGGGGAGGGUAGGACGGUGUACACGAUUAAUCUGUCGACGAUGGGCGGACCUGGAUUGCUUGCGGUCUUAUCGCAAUGUCAGAUGACUAGAUUUGAAACCUCCUGCAUAUGUCAGCAAGUAGUCAGUCCCCCCCACGCUGUUUCUGUGCAUGUGCAUGCGGGGUUGUCUGUCAAGCCUACAGCGAUGGCUCGUGCAGUUUUCUGUUGUACAUUAAUCUUUCGGAAUGUGAUCUCUUCCUGUCCAUCGCCCACUUCUUUUGACGAGUGAAGUCAGAGUCCCUUGGAGGCUUUUUGCUUUCGCGCCUCAAUCUGGAUCCAUAGCGCUCAGCACCGUGCUUACACACUUGUUGAGAUCCUCUUCAGCAACCUAGUCAAGAAUUUCUGCCUGAGUCCUCUUCUGUAGAAAGACACCAAUAGACAUCAGUCGUAUUCUUCCUGUUCAGCUUUUGCCGCAUGUCAAGUCGGUGAAGGUUCGGAUGAUUGAGACACUAGCUUUUAAGGUUGCUCUAUGCCGUCUACUUACCUACUGCGUCUCGGAGCUUUCAAAAUUCGGUAAAAUUCUACAGUUUAAGUGGCUGGCCGCAUUAUGUCUUUAGAUUGUAGGGACCCGAGUGUCCCGAUAUUUUUUAUUGGUGGGACGCAUUCCAAAUGUUGUCUCACGUCAGAGGUGCACCACACGUCUUACACUGCUUAAUCGCCUACAUUGUGCAGACCAACAGCAGGCGGAUGGGCUUGCACAACUUCAAAGCUGCACCAGCGGCAUGUGAGAUGCGAAAGCUUACUGAAAGCGAGAUUCCCAAGUUCUGGUUGAUGGAAAUGGUGCAUGUGUGGUUCCAAACUCGAACAAGGCGGCUGAAGCUAUUGCCGCGGAAGACAACGACGACCGGACAUGAUCCAUCGGUCUUGUGAUUCCGAUUAAGGAGUAGCAUUCUUUUAGCAACAUGUCGCAACAGGACUCAGCUUCAAGCUGAACAGAGAUGGGUCUUCUGAAAAUAUUGCGUUCGCCUGCUCCCAACAGAACUUCCUCCUCCAGUCCGAAAAAGUGUGAGGCAGUCUUACCAUGUGCAUUGUUGAAGUGGUCUUGAAUGCCACUAGAAGUGCAGGACGGAGCCAAGGAAGCCUUUCUGGGACAAAAGUACGCGCAAGUUCUAAGAAUCCAUGAGGAUAAUCAAGGUAGCUGAGAUCUCUGAACCCAAGAUCAACAUUUCUGUAGUUGCUAAAAAAACUCAUUUAGUACACUGGAUGAUUCUUUGGAUCUCCAAAGGUGAUAUUAUCAGGCGUGGCUCAAGCAUGAAUAUUUCUGCGAAUUUCAGUGAAACUCCAACCGUAGCUUCACUUGGAUACCGGUGCUGUGCGCAACUUCUGCGCCUCCCCUUCAGAAAGGGAUACUGUCUCUUCACGUUUAUCGAUUCUCAGUCUUUAGAUCAAAAUUCAAUCAAUUAAAUAUAGGUCGCGUCCACAAGGAAGACGCUUGACCAUGUUUUUUUCCACGCUUGAGUCAAUUCAGUACGUCUCUAUUGUCUCA